AUGGCUCGUACAAGACAGACAGCUCGUCGUGGUGGUGGUGGCAGUGCCCCACGCAAACAGCUGAACAACUCCAGCAGAUACGGAGGUGUGCGUCACUACGAUGAAGAAUACAUGAAGGCCCAAAAGAAGGCCGAGCGCCACGAACGCAUUGUGGCAGACCAGCUACGUGUUGAUGCCAAAUGGCGACCCAAGAUCCCCGCAGUUCGCAAGGUCAACUGGGAGGACUUCAAGAACCACUUCCAAGAUGUCGACAAGCCAGAGUAUGCCAUUGAGGUUUUGGUGGCCAACGCCAAUCUCCAAUCUCAGAUCAGACAGGAGCAGGGACUUCGACGCAAGGAGGACUUUGCCCGCAUGCGCGAGAGCUGGAUGAAAGAAUGGGGCGCAACCAAGCCUGAAGGUCCCCAGAAUAGUUCGUCUGCCCAAGACAGGGCGAGAAGAGAGGAUAGAGCCAGGAAGGAAAAGAGAGCCGACAUGGCUCAGCUUCCUGGAGGACAGAUUCAACGUGUCCGGAUCCAAUCUCAGCCCGUUCUCGGUCAUCUUACCGCCCUGUUCAAUGAGACUUACAAGAGAUCUUCGCCGCGGACGUUCCUGCGACCCUUCAGGUCUCUCGUCUACUUCCAACCCAAGAUGAAGGCAAUCUUGGCAUCUUUGGAGGAGAAGUGGGGCGACGUUGAGGACCUGGACGAUGUCUCUGGUAGAGGUGUCGAUACCUUUGACGAUGUUGAUGUUGUUGAGAAGCCCGGAAGCUCCACUACAUCUGGCGAGAACAAUGAUGACGCUCAGAAGAAUGAAUCCGGUGAAGAUUUCCCUGACGAUAUCUCCCUGGCAUCGGUUGACUCCAAUGCUGAGGACAUUGACUUGUUCAUGGACAGCACCGAGGCCCUCCGCGACAUGCGCUGCUACGUCAACUUUGUAGACGAGGAGAUCAUGCCGCUGUACCAGCAGUUUGAUGGAAACUCGGCUACCACUGUCAGAUACGACGACCUUUGGGCUCUGUUCCGUGUCGGUGACCUGAUCUACUUUCCAUCAGCUGGAGAGACUGGUGGUCGUUACCACGAAGUCUGGCGCAUCUACCGUGUCGAGUCACCAGAUGCAGACAUCUCCUAUCCCAAGGCGGGAGGCGAGUUCUACGCUGACGAGUUCGGAGAGUCGAGGAACGAAGGGUUCAAGAUCUAUGCCUACUACAUUGACCACGAUGGCACGAGCUUUGGUGCCGUCCGUCACAAGUUUGAGAUUGAGAAUUUCCCUGGAGAGCGUGCCAUUGACAGCCUGGAGGUCUUCCCGAUUCGUUUCUGGGACGAUCGCCAGAACGCCCUGGAUACUCUGAAGUCACAAGGACGAAGCUUCCAGAAAUACCUCGAGGCCAGCAACCGUCACCAGUCGUACUCGGCUUGGACUCUGACUCGCAACCCGCCUUUCGAUACCGAAGAUGUAGAAGAUGAGAUCCUCAGAGAUGAGAACAAUGCUGAGAUGCGUCACCCAGAGUUUGUGGAGAGUGACGUCAUUGUCGACAUGAUGGAGGCCUACCACAAGAAUCCCGACUGGCGACCUAGAUUCCACACACCGGCACUGACCAAGCCAAUUCUCUGCAACGGAGAGGAGGAUGAGAUGCCAAUCCAGCAAUGGUAUGACGGAGCACGCGGCAAGCUCGCAUAUACAGUGAAUGAACUUGUUCAAACCAAGGACGGCAUCGAGACCUAUCAACGUCGCGAGAAUCUCAACGUGGACAAGUUCCUGCGCCAGAGGGUUAGGGGAACGCGCCGGUAUGAGAAGGAUCCCACGGCUCUGGAGCUGCGCGAGGAGGACCUCAUUCUCCUGCCCAGGCGCAUGUUUGCCUAUGUUCUACGCGAGCGUAGAUUUGUUCCGGUCAACAUCAACUUUCUGCAGCCGAUCCGCCGCGACCAGGGUGUGUUUGAGAGUCUCAGCAUCCAGAAGGACUACAAAGACAUUGUGCGCGGUCUGGUGGUCUCGCACUUCCAGAAGAAGGGACUCGAGCGUCGCUAUGCCGAAGUUCCCGUCGAAGGUACUGGCCAGGAUCUGAUCCAGGGUAAGGGUCGAGGUCUUGUUGUCCUCCUUCACGGUGUGCCCGGUGUGGGUAAGACGGCGACUGCUGAGGCAGUCGCCAUGGAGAACCGCAAGCCGCUGUUCGUCAUCACUUGUGGUGACCUCGGUCUGUCUCCGUCCCAGGUCGAGUCGUCGUUGACCAACGUCUUCCGCCUGGCCAACCUCUGGGACUGUGUACUUCUGCUCGACGAAGCCGACGUGUUCCUUACGCAGCGGUCCAACGAUGACAUGAACCGUAACGCCCUAGUCUCGGUCUUUUUGCGCGUGCUCGAGUACUACAACGGUCUGCUAUUCCUGACGACCAAUCGUGUAGGCAGCAUCGAUGACGCCUUCAAGUCGCGUAUUCACAUGUCGCUGUACUACCCGCCCUUGGACAAGACCCAGACCCGCGACAUCUUCCGCCUCAACAUUGCCAAGUUGCGCGCCAUCGAGGCCCAGCGCUGUGCCAUGACGGGCGAUCAGCCCCUUGUUAUCAAGGAAGAUGAUGUCUUGGCCUUUGCUUCCAAGCACUACGAGGACAAUGCUCGUCUGACGGCCUGCUGGAACGGCCGACAGAUCCGUAACGCCUUCCAGGUCGCCUCCAGCUUGGCCAACUACAAGUUUGCCGACGACGUCAAGACGGCACACGCCCUCGGCCGGGCUCCGCCUGCCGCGCCUGUCCUGGAUGGCAGCCUGUUUGAGAAGGUCCAGAUGUCGACAGUCAGCUUCGACAGACACAUGCAGGAUGGUCGGGGUAUCGAUACAGAUUUGCCACUGAGGACCACCUUUGACAGGAAGCACUGA
Molecule: messenger RNA, 2847 nt
Organism: Pestalotiopsis fici W106-1
Lineage: Eukaryota; Fungi; Ascomycota; Sordariomycetes; Amphisphaeriales; Sporocadaceae
Exons: 1
Coding region: 1-2847 (948 amino acids)
Molecular function (GO): ATP hydrolysis activity; ATP binding
Source: RefSeq, a predicted model, not a curated record